Messenger RNA from Drosophila miranda, 4589 nucleotides. It is a transcript of the gene Pdk1, whose product is annotated as 3-phosphoinositide-dependent protein kinase 1. Lineage: Eukaryota; Metazoa; Arthropoda; Insecta; Diptera; Drosophilidae. Gene Ontology annotation, biological process: intracellular signal transduction; peptidyl-serine phosphorylation. Gene Ontology annotation, molecular function: ATP binding; protein serine/threonine kinase activity. Bases 627 to 3272 code for a protein of 881 amino acids. The transcript has 6 exons. The record is from RefSeq and is a predicted model, not a curated record.
UGUCUCAAACAAUUUUUUCCGCGGACCCGUCAACAACACCAUCUUGUCGAAUUUUUUUCUGAAUUAUUCAAAAGUUCAAGUUUUUGGUCGACCCAAAGGCCAAAAACACAAGUCCAAACCUAAGAAAUCUUUUGGUCGAAAAUAUUCAGUAAUUUGAACAAAUACGGAGAAGAUCGGAAAAUACAAUUGUGUGCUUGAGUAUUAUUUAAACAAGAACGAGAAUCGGCAAAACAGCAGCAGCAACACCAAACGGACCUAAGCAGUGGAGUUCUCUGCGCGCCAAAAGGAAAAUCCCAAAACAAAGAACGAUAGAAAAUGUUGUCCUUUUCGUCAAAUUUUUUCUGUGUGUGAACGUGAAGCCCCGUUGUGCCUGUGGCUUAUUGUGUGUAAUAACUGUAAACUGUAACAAUCAAAGUGUUAAUUAAACAAAUAAUGCACCAGCAGAGGAUUAAUCAAAUAACAAUACCUGUUCCAAUCUGACAAGAAGAAACACCAAAAGCGAGCAAAGAAAAAACCAAAUAGGAGUAGUGGCAGCAACGGAAGGAGACAUCCAGUGUUUACCGUUGUCUUUUUCCACCCAAAUCUCCGACCCGCAUUCGGUUGCGGCGGUCCCCUCCGGCCUCCUCAUGAAAUGCAAAAGUUGGUCCAAUAAAUUCAACAACUUCGUCGUGCGCCGAUUCAAGGCGUCAAUCAAGAGUAACGGUACACAACAGCAGCAGCUUCAGCCCUGCAGCGGGGCCAGCAUUGCAGCGGCCGCCUCCAUCGUCUCGGCUGCAUCUUCGAGCAGCAGCAGCAGCAACAGCAGUUGCAGCAGCAUUGAGCAGACACAGACGUCGUCGCAGCAACAGCAAACGUUCAACAUUGCUGCCACAACAGCAACAACACAAGCGGCUACAAUGCCGGCGGCAAUGGCCAAGGAGAAAGCCACAACGCCAGUGUCCUUAAGCGAAUCGAAUUUCAUGGAACUGAAACUGAAAGAGCAGCUGGUCGUCGUCGUUGAAGCCAUGGCCGCCACCACAGCGGCGUCCCGAUUGCAACAGCACACGUGCGGCUGUGGGGCAGCCUCUGCCACAACUAUCGGCACCGGCAGUGCCACAACGACGAUGUCAACAACGGAGAACAACAACAACAGCCGCUAUGGCAGCAGCAACAAGUAUCUGACAAACGGCCACACAUCGCCUUUGGCAGCAGCGGUGGCCAGCAACAGUUCGUCUGUUGCCUCGACGCCGCAGUGCAGCAAAGUUUGCUGUCGGCAUCAGUACCAAAAUGGAAUUUCCCACGAAUUGAGGCAGCAACAGCAGAAGGACCUCCUGGACAUGUUGCAGCAGCAUCAACAGCAACAGCAGCAGCAGCAACAACAACAGCAGCAGCAGCAGCAACAACAACAGCAGCAACAACAGCAGCAGCAACAACAGCAGCAGCAACAACAACAACAGACUCCUCCGCCUCGCAGAUCCCCAAAUGAUUUCAUCUUUGGGCGCUACAUCGGGGAGGGCAGCUUCAGCAUGGUCUACCUGGCGGUGGACAUUCACUCGCGACGCGAGUAUGCAAUUAAAGUCUGCGAGAAGCGGCUGAUCCUGCGCGAGCGCAAACAGGACUACAUUAAGCGGGAGCGCGAGGUGAUGCACAUGAUGACCAGUGUGCCCGGCUUCGUGAAUCUCUCGUGCACUUUCCAAGACCAGCGUUCGCUCUACUUUGUGAUGACCUACGCCCGCAAGGGCGACCUUCUGCCGUACAUCAACCGCGUGGGCAGCUUCGAUGUGGCCUGCACCCGUCACUAUGCCGCCGAGCUGGUGCUCGCCUGCGAGCACAUGCACCGCCGCAACGUCGUCCACCGCGACCUCAAGCCCGAGAACAUCCUGCUCGACGAGGACAUGCACACUCUUAUCGCCGACUUUGGCUCUGCCAAGGUGAUGACACCCCGAGAGCGUGCCUUUGCCUCCGAGCACUGUUCGGAAACGCGGCGCGGCAACUCGGACGACGAUGACGAGGACAGCGACAAGCUGAUCUACGAUGACGAGGAGUAUUACGACAAGGAUUCGGAGUUGGAUGAUGGCGAUGACGAUCAGCAGCACACCGCCGACGAGAUGGACUCCCCGCGUCACCGCCAGCGCCGCUAUGCUCGCCGUCGCAAGGGCAGCUUUGUGGGCACCGCCCAGUACGUGUCACCGGAGGUCCUGCAGAACGGCCCCAUCACGCCCGCCGCCGAUCUGUGGGCAUUGGGCUGCAUCAUUUACCAAAUGAUCUCGGGCCUGCCGCCCUUCCGUGGCACCAACGACUAUGUCAUCUUCAAGGAGAUCCUCGACUGUACCGUGGACUUCCCGCAGGGCUUCGACAAGGAUGCCGAGGAUCUAGUCAGGAAGCUGCUCAAGAUCGAGCCCCGCGACCGCCUCGGCGCCCAGGAUGAGUUCGGCUACUACGACAGCAUCCGUGCACAUCCCUUCUUCGCCGGCGUCAACUGGGAAACACUCCGCCAACAGACUCCACCUCCCAUCUACCCCUACCUGCCCGGCGUCAGCCAGGACGAGGACUUCCGCUCCAGCUACAGUGUGCCCGGGGAUCUGGAGCCCGGUCUCGAUGAGCGCCAGAUCACCCGCCUGCUCAGCGCCGAACUGGGAGUGGCCAUGCCCGCCAAGCGGUCCACAGCUAAGAACUCCUUUGACUUGAGCGAUGCCGAAAAGCUGCAGCGUCUGGAGCAGCAGAAGACUGACAAGUGGCAUGUGUUUGCCGACGGCGAGGUGAUCCUCAAGAAGGGAUUCGUGAACAAGCGCAAGGGACUGUUUGCCCGCAAGCGUAUGCUUCUGCUCACGACUGGACCCCGCCUCAUCUACAUCGAUCCAGUGCAGAUGAUCAAGAAGGGCGAGAUCCGCUGGAGUCCUGAACUGCGGGCCGAAUACAAGAACUUUAAGAUCUUCUUUGUCCAUACGCCGAGUCGCACCUACUACUUGGACGAUCCCGAGGGCUAUGCCAUUCACUGGUCCGAGGCCAUCGAGAAUAUGCGCAAGCUGAGCUACGGCGACUCCACCUCCUCAUCCGCUUCCUCAUCGGCCUCGACAUCAUCGUCGUCGACGGGAGCCGCUACCAUAUCCUGCUCGAACCGCAGCAGCAACAGUCUGGCUGUGGCUGCCGCCCACUCGAAUUCAUCUGCCGCCUCCUCGAACAGCUCUCCAACGGCACGACGCAGCUCGCCGGUGAAUGCGCUCGGCAGCCGGAAACAGCAGGAGGCGAAAACAACGGGGACGUCUCCGACAAAGAAGACGGCGUCCAAGUGAGGAUUCGGACGCGGACGCGGAUGCGAUUGUAAACUUACGACUAGUUGUAGCAAUGAGAAAUUCAAUUCUAAUUUAGACGAAAUUUAGUGCAAAGCAAAGGCAAAGCAGCAGAAGGAAGCGCGGUGAUGAUGAUAAUGAUGAUGAAUAUGAAUAAUGACGGGGAAAAAACAUAAAGAUAAAGAUAAAAAUGUCUAGUGCUAAUUAGAACCCAAUUUCUGUUUCUGUUUGUAUCGUUUGUCGAUCGUCGAUCGUUUGGAUUGCUCUUAGGGCAGAGAAUACUAAUAUAACUAAAGCUAAAACUAAAAUAAAACUAAAACUAAAACUAAAGCUAAACUAAAGUUAAACCUAAACUAAAGUAAUCUAAUGAUAAGUAAAUUCAAUUCGAUUCGAAGCUUAAAUUAAAUAUUUAUAUACAAUAUAUAGCAGAGCAGAGCAGAGCAGAAGCCCACUCAGUCCGCUCACCCCCCACGCAGCCGCUACCGCAACCGGAAGAGCCACCCCGCCCCGCCCUAAGAUUUGCCUAGAAUUUAGUAUAACUUGUAAUAAUUUUUUAGUGCGUAGUUAGUCACAAUUUAAAUGAAUUACCGAACUAGCAUCAGAUUGAGAUAUAGAUCGAAAUCCAAGGGGGGGCUGGGAGGAACGGGAACAGGGACGGAAACGGAAACGGUACGUUGCAAAGCGGAACGGAGCGGGCGAGCAGGCGAGCAGGCAAGCGGUCAGAUUUGAUACAAGAAAAGCAGAUGGAAAAACUGUAUUUAAUUUAAUUAUUGUGUGAAAAGCGAAAUGUACUAGGAAAAUGUGUCGAAACUGUAUAAUGGUAAUAUAUAUAUAUAUAUCUAUAUGUAUAUAUGUAUAUGUACGCGUAUCUGAAGAUUUCGUUGAUUUAUUGUACAUUUUGGUAUAGAAUCGUAACUAUUGUAAACCACUAUACCACUAUAUAUGUAUAUUGUAUAUGGUGAAAACCAACAACAACAAAAAACACACACACAUUAGAAGGCCCGCAAACCGCAAAACAGAAAGGAUUAGUGGCAGUGCCCCCCAACCCCUUCGUGCCCCCCCUUCCCAGACACUACAGUCGGCAGGCGGCACAAACGCUGCUGAACUUUCUUGUUAAAUUAUAUUAUAUUAUCUUAUAUUAUAUGUAUACAUGUGUAUAAUCCUAUGCUAAUUAUCAUUUAUUUAUCAUUGUCAUUAUUAUGCUUAAUUGUUUAAAUUGUAACAUUUUUUCGUUUGUUUUCUCCACUCUGGAUUUUUUUUGUACAAUUAUGAUUUUCUGUAAUUGCUUAUUUGCCCUAUAAAGAAACGUAUAAGACUUGA